Nelumbo nucifera (sacred lotus) is the source of this 1932-nucleotide messenger RNA. RefSeq names its product two-component response regulator ORR26-like. Lineage: Eukaryota; Viridiplantae; Streptophyta; Magnoliopsida; Proteales; Nelumbonaceae. Gene Ontology annotation, biological process: phosphorelay signal transduction system; cytokinin-activated signaling pathway. The record is from RefSeq and is a predicted model, not a curated record. Gene Ontology annotation, molecular function: DNA binding.
CCCUCCUCUCUCUCUCUCUCUCUCCCCGCCUAGUUCCUACAUAAUACACUGCAAGCAAAAGCAAAAUCCCCUUUUUCUCUCUCUGACUGGUAGAAUAACGAGCUUUGGGAUCCAUACACUUAUCAGUUUAUCACGCCAAUGGAAAGUGGUUUUGCUUCUCCUCGAGCUGAUGCCUUUCCAGCCGGCCUUCGUGUUCUUGUUGUUGAUGAUGAUCCAACUUGGCUCAAAAUUCUCGAGAAGAUGCUUAAAAAGUGUUCUUAUGAAGUGACUACAUGCUGUUUAGCAAGAGAUGCGCUGGACAUGCUUCGUGAAAGAAAAGAUAGAUUUGACAUUGUAAUUAGUGAUGUUAAUAUGCCUGAUAUGGAUGGUUUCAAGCUUCUUGAACAUGUUGGACUUGAGAUGGAUCUGCCUGUCAUCAUGAUGUCUGUUGAUGGGGAAACAAGCAGGGUGAUGAAAGGUGUUCAACAUGGAGCAUGUGAUUAUCUUCUUAAGCCUGUUCGGAUGAAAGAACUUCGAAAUAUAUGGCAGCAUGUCUUCAGAAAGAAAAUUCACGAGGUUAAAGAAAUUGAGAACCAUGAAAUCCAUGAUGAUGUUCAGAUGAUGCGAAGUGGAUCAGAAGAAUUUGAUGAUGGACACUUACCAAGUGGACUUGAUUUGGUUUCACCAAGGAAAAGGAAAGACAUGGAAAAUAAAGAGCAUGAAGACCAAGAACUUAGUGAUCCUUCUGCUAUGAAGAAGGCUAGGGUAGUUUGGUCUGUGGAUCUCCAUCAGAAGUUUGUCAAUGCUGUAAACCAGAUAGGUUUUGAUAAAGUUGGCCCAAAGAAAAUACUAGACUUGAUGAAGGUUCCUUGGUUAACUAGAGAAAAUGUUGCUAGCCACCUGCAGAAAUAUCGUCUAUAUUUGAGUAGGUUACAAAAACAAAAUGAAUCAAAAGCUCCCUUUUGUGGGACAAAGCAAUCGGAUUUCACUCCCAAAGAUACUCCUGGGAGCUUUGGCAUUGAGAAUUCAAUCAAGAUGCACCAAAAUAAUGCAGCCAACAGCAGCUAUGGAUACUGUGGCAACAAAAUUCUUCUCCAAAAUGUGGGCUCAGAAAUCCAUGAAAAUGACCUGAAGGGUAUCAUUUCCUUCUUGCCAAUAACAGAACCCAGAAAAGCUUUGGCUGGUGAUGUUUCAAAUACUCAGAAGUCGAGUAACGGUUCUCGAGUGGGCUUGUCUCAUUCUUUUGGGUCACUGGGGCCAGAUGUCAAUUAUCCAACCAUCCAAUCACCCAAUUGUUGGAAUACAGAUAUUCCCGUAAUACAGUUUGCACAAAAAGCAAAGCAAGAAAAGGAGCCAUAUAUUUUGUUGGAGGAUAACUACAUGCAUCUACCACCAUCAGGUCCACAGAAUCAGAUCCAAGCUGAUGGACUACAAUCCUCUCCACCCAUUAAUUCCAGACCUGUCACAGAAAAAGGUAAAGUCAUUGCCACUGAAAUCAAGCCUUUGUGUACUGAAUAUGGAAGCAACCAUGUUGGAGAUAUUUCCCGAAGAGGACAAGGAAUUAACUUGUUUUCUGUUCAAGCUGAUAAGGAUGUAGCAAAUGCUCAAGCUUUUGGAUACAUGCCCACUGCUACUGGUUCGUCACCUAUGAGAAAUCAAAGCUUUGACCAGAUUUACAUAAACAACUGGAACUCACUCCAACCAAGCAUAAUCCCAGAAGGUGGAUCAUUUUUGUCAUCUUCUCAUGAGGACUUGGAACCCUGUUCACUUCAAGGAGGAUAUGGUUAUACCGAGACUGUUGGCUUCAACAAUGAGGAGAUUUUGGCCUAUGAACAUUUAGAUCUCACUGCUGACCCUCCGAGCCACCUGUAUGAUGGAUUGAGGUUCAAUUGUGAUUAUCCAUGUGAUUCAAUGGAAUAUCCUUUAAUGGACCGAGGUCUGUUCAUUGCAUGA